Lecanosticta acicola is the source of this 1587-nucleotide messenger RNA. The record is from the annotation of a GenBank genome assembly. NCBI's taxonomy places the organism in Eukaryota, Fungi, Ascomycota, Dothideomycetes, Mycosphaerellales, Mycosphaerellaceae.
AUGGCUGAGGACCCGCCUCCUCCCCCGCCGCCUCCGCACGGGCACAAUCCACGCCCGCCCGGCGGAUCAGGGCUACCGGAUGGCAACUACGAUAUCUUUAUCAUACCACCGCAUUCCGCCGGCUCUGGUUUCCUCUACCUGCCCUCGUUACAAGGGCAUCGAAACAGCUUUCUUGCUGGUGUCGCUGUCGCCUUGUUCGCCGUGGCAAUAUACGCUCUCGCGAUUCCUGUUCUCAAGCAGUGGAUUGGCGUUGUCAUGAGUGGCGGUGGUGGACUGGGCGUCGUUCUCCUCAUCAUUGCUGUCGGCGUUGGAGCAUGGGCCUGGGGUAAGACGCAGGCAGAGAACGACGCAGGCGCGCGAGCAGGAGGUCCUGGUGGCCCUGGGUCUAGUGGCCAGCAGCGGCAGCAGGGUCACCAAUCUGGAGGACCUCGCCCGAACCACCACUCUCCGCCGCCGCCACCGCAGGGGGAACCGCGAACCGGUCCACAGCCUCGUCCAAGCCCCAACGCCGACGCAUGGGAAAAAGCUCGAGAAGACACACGAAGACGAGAGGAAGAAAGGAAGCGGACGGAGGAGUUGAAGAGAAAGCGUGAGGAAGCUCAAAAGGCUCGCGAAGAAGCGGAAAGGGCAGCCAAGGAAAAGGCGGAGAAGGAAAAAUGGGAGCAGGCACGAGCUAGGGAGAAGGAGACUCGUGAAAGGGAAGCUAGAGAGCGCAUUGCUCGAGAACGACUGGCUAGAGAAAAGGUAGCGCGAGAGGCCAAGGAGAAGGCCGAGAAGGAGAAAGCGGGCUGGGAGAAGGCGAAGCAGGCAGAAAAGGAAAAGGCAGAAAGGGAAAAGGCAGAAAAGCAAAAGGCAGACAAGGCGAAGCAGGCGGAAAAGGAAAAAGCAGACAAGGCGAAAGCUGCUGCGAGCGAACGCUCAACUCCGAUUAAACCAGCAACGCCAUCAAGAAACUACGAAAAACCGACAGCCAAGUCGCAAGCGGGCACCGAGACGUAUUCGUAUCGACCGUACGAUACGCCAAAAGCCACUACCUACAAGUCGUCGGCUUCAUCGAUCUCUGGGCUCAGCGAAAGCAGCUAUGCGCCUAGCAUGAGUACCGCUAGGACGACACCGCCGCCAUCGCAACGAGGUCCUUAUUCCACAAACGACCCCGACAAGAUCCAGAUCAAGGCGGUAUACCUGUUCAGCGACAGCUUUCCGACAAAGCCAAUCUCUCAACUGGUCUCUGGCCAAGGUCCUGUGACAGACGGACUCAUCUUGCGCAUCAAGACGGAAGGUUUGUUCAUUGAUGACGAUAUUCGCCGUGUUCCUCAACGUGAGUGGGACGUCAAAGCCUGGACCUUGAAGCUGGUCGAAGACGGUAUGACUAAGACCCAUGCUGGCGGCGCGUUGCACAUAUUCCGAGCGACAGUCAGGGAUGCUGAAAACAAAAAGUAUACCUUCGUUCUGGAUGAAUCCGAAGGGUACAAGGUCGCGAUAGGUCUGGGCAAGCUGCGAAAGGGGAGUCAGGUCCGAAGUCUGGGUAUGAAUGGGUUGAAGGAGGCCGAAGUCAAGGGCAUUUUGAUGACCCUGGGGUGGAUGUGA